Molecule: messenger RNA, 1865 nt
Organism: Epinephelus moara (kelp grouper)
Lineage: Eukaryota; Metazoa; Chordata; Actinopteri; Perciformes; Serranidae
Product: muscarinic acetylcholine receptor M1-like
Exons: 7
Coding region: 81-1865 (594 amino acids)
Biological process (GO): adenylate cyclase-activating adrenergic receptor signaling pathway
Cellular component (GO): plasma membrane
Molecular function (GO): G protein-coupled acetylcholine receptor activity
Source: RefSeq, a predicted model, not a curated record
GCAUGAGCAGAGCUGAGCUUCCCAGCAGGAUAUCAUAUUGGAUACUGGGAACCAGAGUGGACUGAUGUCCAUUGGUCAUCAUGAACCUGACCUCCAUCUCUGAUUCUAUCCACUUCCUUACCAACAGCUCUCCUGGUAUGAGAGACCAGCCUGACACUACUUUCAUAGCUGAGCCUGCCAUCUUAGGUGGCUCUUACCAGGAGUUGGCCAUAUUGUCUGAAAGUGUUGGUGGGUGGAAGCAGCACAAUGUCAGUCAUGUCUCAAGGCAUGAAGGAAACUUCACUGAUUCACCAGUUAACAGCACGUUAAUGUCUCCAGCAGAGGAGUUUGACCCAUUAGGAGGACAUACUGUCUGGCAGGUCAUCAUAAUUGUCUUCCUCACUGGAUCCCUUUCUCUUGUCACUGUUGUUGGCAACAUCCUCGUGUUGGUGUCAUUCAAGAUUAAUAAAGCACUGAAGACAGUGAACAACUACUACCUGCUUAGCCUAGCAUUUGCUGACCUGACCAUUGGCACACUGUCAAUGAACCUGUAUACCACCUACAUCAUCAUGGACCAGUGGGCCCUGGGGCCAGUGGUCUGUGACUUGUGGCUUGCAAUAGAUUAUGUGGCCAGUAAUGCCUCAGUCAUGAACCUGCUUGUUAUCAGCUUUGACAGGUAUUUCUCUGUUACCAGACCUUUGACUUAUCGGGCCAAGCGUACAACCAAGCGAGCUAUGACCAUGAUUGGAUUAGCCUGGUCCAUCUCUUUCAUUCUCUGGGCCCCAGCCAUCUUGUUCUGGCAGUACAUUGUGGGAGAGCGGACAGUCCAGCCCACUGAGUGCUACAUCCAGUUCUUGUCCGAGCCUAUCAUUACAUUCUGCACUGCUAUUGCUGCGUUCUACCUACCAGUAACGAUUAUGGCAUUCCUGUUUUGGAAGAUCUAUCAGGAGACAGAGAAGCGUGCUAAAGAUAUACAAGGUCUCAAGGGGAGUGGUGGUGGAAAAGGUGGUGGAGAAGCUGCAUCUAACAGCCAGAAAGAUUCAUCAGCCAUGCUGCGCCAGAUGAGCUCUCAAAGCUGCAGCAGCUAUGAAUUAAAUCAGCAGGGUUCAGAGAAGAGCAACAUUGACAAUGCUGGCGUACCAGGAGGAACAGGAAGCAGAGGGAGGUGUGGCGCAUUCUGCUUCCAGUUUUCAGCACUGCUGCCAGGUCGCCAUGCAUCCAAGAAGUCCGUCAACACCACAACAACUACAGUGGGUGAAGCCGAGCAGAGCAGCUGUGACAGUUUUAACAACAAUGAAGUUGGUGCCACUGGGGACCAGUCAGGUUCAGAGGAUGAAGCUGACGGUGCAGACCCAUCAAAGACUCCAACAGAUGGUAAGAAAUCUAGAAAGGGGAAGAACAACAAAGACAAACAAUCAUCAUCCAACAAAAGUCGAAAAGGGUCACAAUCAAGCCCUGUCACCUCAUCACCAGCUGACCAAUCACCCACAGCCAUCACCAUGAAAGAUGCAGCGAUGGCCAAACGCUUCGCCUCUAAGGCCAAGACAGAGAUCAACAAGCGCAAGAAUGAAAAAAAGGCAAAUGAGAAGAAAGCAGCACGGACACUCAGUGCUAUUCUCUUUGCCUUUAUCACAACGUGGUUACCAUACAAUAUCAUGGUGUUAGUCAACACUUUCUGUCAGGACUGUAUUCCAGAAACUCUUUGGGCACUGGGCUACUGGUUGUGCUAUGUUAACAGCACAGUUAACCCCAUGUGCUACGCCCUGUGUAACAAGACCUUCCGGACAACGUUUAGGGAUAUUUUGAUGUGCCAGUGGAAUCAAAAGAAGAAGCCACAUUUUAAUCAUAGGAAGGCCGUGGCUUUCAAGAAAAAAGACCCGAUGUAG